Messenger RNA from Antechinus flavipes (yellow-footed antechinus), 3938 nucleotides. It is a transcript of the gene MRTFA, whose product is annotated as myocardin related transcription factor A. NCBI's taxonomy places the organism in Eukaryota, Metazoa, Chordata, Mammalia, Dasyuromorphia, Dasyuridae. The transcript is spliced from 14 exons. Gene Ontology annotation, biological process: smooth muscle cell differentiation. Bases 70 to 3033 code for a protein of 987 amino acids. The record is from RefSeq and is a predicted model, not a curated record.
GGCCUCUGAAGACAAGAUUCUUUUCAAAUUGUCUUUAGUGCUCGUGUCUGUGCCUUAGCUGGGGCUGUCAUGACGCUGCUGGAGCCCGACAUGCUAAUGACUGCCGUGCGCUCAGUGCUCCAGUUGAAGCUUCAGCAACGACGGACCCGGGAGGAGCUGGUGAGCCAAGGGAUCAUGCCGCCUCUGAAAAGUCCAGCUGCAUUUCAUGAGCAGAGAAGGAGCUUGGAGCGGGCCCGGACAGAAGAUUACUUGAAACGGAAGAUCCGCUCGCGUCCAGAGAGAUCCGAGCUUGUCAGGAUGCACAUUUUGGAAGAGACCUCGGCCGAACCUUCCCUCCAAGCCAAGCAGCUGAAGCUGAAGAGAGCCAGGCUGGCUGAUGACCUCAACGAGAAGAUCGCCCAGAGGCCGGGCCCCAUGGAGCUGGUGGAGAAGAACAUCCUCCCGGUGGAGUCCAGCUUGAAGGAGGCCAUCAUCGUGGGGCAGGUCAAUUAUCCCAAAGUGGCGGACAGUUCUUCUUUCGAUGAGGACAGCAGCGACGCCCUGUCCCCUGAGCAGCCGGCCAGCCACGAGUCCCAGGGGUCAGCCCCAUCCCCGCUGGAGGGCCGAGGUGGCGAGCCCCUGACCACCUUGACUCCUGUGCCCCCCGCCCAGGUGGUGUCCCAGCUCCAGGUGUGCCCCGACUCCAGUGAACCCGCUUUCCUGGCGGAGCAGCUGUCUCCUCUGCCAGCUGCACCUCUGCUGCCACCCGGCCUCCCCAAUGGAGGAGCUGCUCCUGCUGCCAAGCCCACCCCGACCCUCAUCAAGCAAAGCCAGCCCAAAGCCCCAGGGGAGAAGCCGCCGCGCAGCAAGAAGGCCAAGGAGCUGAAGCCCAAGGUGAAGAAGCUCAAGUAUCACCAGUACAUCCCCCCCGACCAGAAGCAGGACAAGGGGGCGCCCCCCAUGGACUCAUCCUACGCCAAGAUCCUGCAGCAGCAGCAGCUGUUCCUCCAGCUGCAGAUCCUCAACCAGCAGCAGCAGCACUACAACUAUCAAACCAUCCUGCCGGCCCCGCCCAAGCCUGUGGGGGAGCCCCAGAGUAGUGGCAGCCCGGCUUCCCUGCGCACCCUCCCCGCAGCCCUGGGCGCCUCAGUCUCCAGCCCCCCUAGCGGCCUCGUGCGCCAGAGCCCCGGGACUGGCAAGCUGGGCCCGCUGCCCUCCAACCUGGAUGACAUGAAGGUGGCAGAGCUGAAGCAGGAGCUGAAGCUGAGGGCGCUGCCCGUCUCGGGCACCAAGACAGACCUGAUUGAGCGCCUCCGGGCCUACCAGGAGCACGCCGGGGUCCCCGGCCCCGCCGCAGGAGCCCCCAAGCCCGGGGCCGCCCCCAUCCUCGCCAAGGCUGGGGACGUGGUGGUGGCCUUCCCCACGGCCCGGCUCAGCGCGGGGCCGGCCCUGAUGGCCGCAGGCCUAGCGCCCGCCGAGGUCGUCGUGGCCACCGUGACCGGCAACGGGAUGGUCAAGUUCGGCAGCACGGGUUCCACGCCCCCCGUGUCUCCCACACCCUCGGAGCGCUCCCUGCUCAGUGCCGGGGACGAGACCUCCGCGAGUGGCGGCGACGCCUUCGGCGAGAUGGUGACCUCGCCCCUGACGCAGCUGACCCUGCAGGCGUCCCCAGUGCAGAUCCUGGUGAAGGAGGAGAGCCCAGUGGGCCGGGCCGAGCGCGGGGGCCGGGACCUCGAGAGCCGCGACAAGGACCAGAUGCUACAGGAGAAGGACAAGCAGAUCGAGGAGCUGACGCGCAUGCUGCAGCAGAAGCAGCAGCUGGUGGAGAUGCUGAGGCUGCAGCUGGAGCAGGAGAAGCGGGCGCAGCAGGCCGCCCCCCGCCUGGCCCGCGUCAAGCAGGAGGACGGCUUCUCCAGCUGCCAGCUCUCUGGCCCGGCCCGGAGCCCUGCCGAGCCCCUGGAGGCCAGCCCCGUGCCCCUGGUGACGGUGAAGCAGGAGGCGGGACCUGAAGAGGAGCCCCCCAGCUGCCUCCUGGCGCCGGACCUGAGCGGCCUCCUCCCGGGGCCUGCCCCGGCGCUCGUCACGGAGGCCGCGGGGACCCACAUCGUCCUCGCCGUGACCAAGCGGGACGCGGAGGACUCGGCCAGUGAUGAGCAUGGGAAAAAUGGUGGCGGUCAGAGCCCCCCUCAGGGUUUGCCCAGUCCGGGGGCUUCCCCACUUCUGCCCUUCUCGGUCCCCCCCGGCCUGCAGGCCUUCUUUCCCAAUGGCUUCCACAAGACGACCUUGAAAUCUGGCGUGGUGCCCCCUCCCAGUCUGCCCAAGAAGCCCCCCUCGGAGCCCGCCUCCCCUGCGGCCCUCCAGACCUCCCAGAUGGACCUGGACCGGCAGCCCCAGGCCCUGUUUGAGGCAGCUCCCGGGGUCAGCCCGCUGCCCACCCUGGUGAAGAAGGAGCCCCCCGGCUACGAAGAGGCCGUGAAGCGGCAGCCCAAGCCCCAGGAGGAAAACGGUUCCUCGAGCCAGCAGAUGGACGAUCUCUUUGACAUCCUUAUCCAGAGUGGAGAGAUCUCAGCCGACUUCAAGGAUCCCUCAGCCUCCCCCGGGAAGGAGCCCGGCCCGGCCCUGCCGUGCCCUUCGCCUGCCACCCCCCAGCCACCUCCAGAGCUGCCCCUGCCCCUGGGCGCCAGCCCCACCUCUGGCCGCCUGGAAGACUUCCUGGAGAGCAGCACGGGGCUGCCCCUGCUGACGGGGGCCCCAGAGGGCCCCGAGCCCCUGUCCCUCAUCGACGACCUCCACAGCCAGAUGCUGAGCAGCUCGGCCAUCCUGGACCACCCGCCUUCCCCCAUGGACACUUCGGAAUUGCACUUUGCCCACGAGCCCGGCACGGGCCUGGGCCUGGACUUGGCUGAGGGCCACCUGGACAGCAUGGACUGGCUGGAACUGUCUGGGGGGCCCGUCCUCAGCCUGGCGCCCCCCGGCAACACGGCCCCCAGCCUCUUCUCCACAGACUUCCUGGAUGGCCAUGACCUGCACCUGCACUGGGACUCCUGCUUGUAGCCUCCGGUGGCCAGCCGCCACCACCUCCCUCUGGGCCCCUUUUCUGGCCAGCCAGGGGAGGAGUCUGGGACCACAGCCGGGGGCUUCCCCGGGCCGGUCGCUCCAAAAUCGGCCGAGCCUGGGGCUUUCCUGGGCGGCCUCGGGCCAGGCUGGGGAAGUUGCUAUUUGGCCUCCAUUUUUGAGGCCCGAGGUGCCAUGCUUUCUUGUUCAGGGCAGGACUGGGAGGGGCUCAGACUCGUUCCCCCCCCCAGCUCCUGACCCUCAAUCCUCAGGGAGGAAACCCCUGGGCCCCGGCCUCGCGGGCCGUCCCGGUGCAGCGGUUGUACGCACGAGACGUGUUCUGUACAGGUGUAAAUAGCUCCAUAUUAUAUAUAUAUAUAUAUUCUCUACAUGCAUCUCUCUCUUUCUGGGGAGAGGCGGCCCAGGCUCCGGCUCACUUCCCCACCAGGCGUUGGUGCCGGGGGUGUCCCAGGUAGCCCUUCCCUGAGCCCCACGCCUUUAGGUCCUAAUGGGUGCCACAUGGGCAGAGGGGCUCUGUGGCAGCCCAGUGCCUGGGUCUUCUGCCCACCGGCCCCGUGGUGGCUAACACUAGAAGGGCAGAGCCUUGGGUGCCCCCCAUGCCAGACCCUCGGGCUAUGCUUGGAGCAGCUGGGAGGGAAGGGACUUGUUUUUUAUAAACACACACACACACACACAUACACACACACACUAGCGCUUUAAGGUGACGUCCUACCUCAAGGCACCUCCUGGGGGGGGAAGGAGAGGAGGGGCGCAGCUCUCCCCACCCCCCACGGAAGGCAGCUGGAGCCCAAGGCCUGCGCGGGGUUUUUUAAGAAGCGCGCUGCUUUCACGAUAUGCUGUUUAUUUAUAAACCAAAAGAAUAAAGGUCCUGUCACUGUUGCCAA